Messenger RNA from Chelonus insularis, 1908 nucleotides. RefSeq names its product eukaryotic translation initiation factor 3 subunit l (gene eIF3l). NCBI's taxonomy places the organism in Eukaryota, Metazoa, Arthropoda, Insecta, Hymenoptera, Braconidae. Gene Ontology annotation, cellular component: eukaryotic translation initiation factor 3 complex; cytoplasm. The record is from RefSeq and is a predicted model, not a curated record. The transcript has 3 exons. The coding region runs from base 222 to 1844 and encodes 540 amino acids. Gene Ontology annotation, molecular function: translation initiation factor activity; protein binding. Gene Ontology annotation, biological process: translational initiation.
AGUGGCCUGGGGUGAUCCCUAAACAGAACACAGCAUUGAACUUCUAUGCAGGUCUAUUUUCUCUGGUCCUAUUUACAACCCAUUUUUAAACGGAAGUUUGCCAACUUAUGGUUUUUUUUUAAUUCAAUAGUGCAUAACUUCAGUUCACUUCUGUUUCUACUGUGUUGGCGUGGUUAGUGUUGUUUGAGGUUAAUUUAAGUCGACUUUCAAAUUAUUUUUUAAUGAAAAUGGAAGAGGAAUAUAGCGAUCAGUAUGAUACAUACGAUGAAUAUGAGCCCGAUGAGGUGCAUGCGGAUUCGUACAAUGACAGGCAUCGGCUUGUGCCAGAAGGAGUCAGGAAAUUCUUAACUUAUUUUCGCAAUUGUAUCAAUGAAGGAAUGAUUUUUGAGAUUCAGAAUCUUUAUGAAAAUACUUUUCCCAAAAUUUCGGAGCAAUUUUUCGAUAAAACUUCCUGGCCUAAUGAACAAGAAAUUGCUCAUAUUGUAGAAAAUGAUACAGUCUUCCUGAUUUUGUAUAAGGAACUUUACUAUCGACAUAUUUACGCUCGGAUGCAAGGUCCAACACUAGAACAGAGAUUUGAAUCAUUCUUUAAUUAUUGUGAUUUGUUCAAUCAUAUCUUAAACCCAGAUGAACCGGUACAAUUGGAGCUUCCGGACCAAUGGCUUUGGGAAUUGAUUGAUGAAUUUGUUUAUCAAUUUCAGUCAUUUUCGCAUUACCGAGCAAAUUUAGCCAACAAAACACCUGAUGAAUUGGAGAAUUUAAGCGCUCAUAAUAAAAUAUGGGAUGUUUUAUGUGUUUUGAAUGUUCUGCAUUAUUUAGUUGAUAAGUCUAAAAUCAAGAGUCAAUUAGAAGUAUAUGCAAGUGGUGGAGAUCCAGAUUCUGUGGCUGGACCAUUUGGAAAGCAUUCUUUAUAUAAAAUGCUUGGCUACUUUGCUCUCAUUGGACUUCUAAGACUCCACUCUUUGCUUGGAGAUUAUUACCAAGCUAUUAAAGUUUUAGAGAAUGUUGAAAUUUACAAAAAAAGUGCUUACUCUCAUGUCCCAGGUUGCCAAAUCUCCACUGCUUACUACGUUGGAUUUGCUUACAUGAUGAUGAGAAGAUAUGCAGAUGCCAUCAGGACCUUUUCUGGUAUUUUACUGUACAUUCAACGUACUAAACAGCUUUUUACGGCUAGAAGCUAUCAGAAUGAUCAAAUUAAUAAGCAAACAGAACAAAUGUAUCAUCUUUUAGCUAUUUGUCUUGUUCUUCAUCCUCAAUGCAUUGAUGAAGGUCUUCAACAAGCUCUUCGAGAAAGAAAUUAUCAUGAAAAAAUGUAUAAAAUGCAAUAUGGAGACUUGGCUGAGUUUGAAGCGUGCUUUGUGUUCGCUUGUCCUAAGUUUCUUAAUCUAACACCUCCACCUCCUGACAGCAAGAGAGAAGAUUAUACUAAAGAUGCUAUUAAACAUCAAACUCAAGUUUUCAUGGAUGAAGUUAUCCAGCAAAAAAUGUUGCCCACUAUCCGUUCUUAUUUAAAGCUCUAUACAACUUUGCCUUUGAGUAAAUUAGCAACGUUCAUGUGCAGUAACUCAAGACCCGAUGAAAACUGGGAUCUUGAAAAAGAAGUUGCAUCACUGAACAUUCAUCUAUUAUGCUUCAAACAUAAAAUGAAAAAUAUUGUUUGGACAAAAGGAGCUUCUGGAUUAGAAGGAAAAUUCCAAUCUGGUUCUGAGUUGGAUUUUUAUAUUGAUCAUGACAUGAUCCACAUCGCAGACACCAAGGUGGCUCAUCGCUACGGAGACUUUUUCAUUCGAAAAAUAUUAAAGUUUGAGGAAUUAAAUAGAAAAUUGCAUCACAUAAAAAUAUAAUUUUUUCAUUAUUGUAAUAUGUGUCUUUUACAUUCAAUCUAUAAAAUACAGAACUUAAAAAAUA